CAGAACAGCACAUUGGCGUCGUCUCAAGAGUCGCUUGCUUUCAAGCGCAGUCAAAUGGCGCCGCUCCAGAGAGUCACAGCAAACAGUCCGACCAGCUGAGGACAAAAACGCUUCUCUGGGAUUUUAUGUGUUUUUCGCUUUCUGUGCUGUCUUUUGUUAGCCAUGAUUUUAUCUACCUGCAAGUGCGGACAUAUAAGAGGACGUUAAGCAUAUUUCUGCAUGAAGCUGAUAUUAUUCCAGUGACAGAUUGACAACUAACAUACAGCAUUCAACCAAAGUAUCCCAGAUUCUUGUACCAUGAGCAUCUCUCGCUAUGAACCCAGCUGUGAUGUUGACCCGGCGCCCCUUCUGUCCUGUAAACUCUGUCUGGGAGAGUUUCCCAUGGAGCAGAUGACCACCAUAUCACAGUGCCAGUGCAUGUUUUGCAGUCUGUGUUUGAAGCAAUAUGUUGACCUGCUCAUUAAAGAAGGCCUCGAAGCGGCUAUUAGCUGUCCGGACUCUGCCUGCCCAAAACGGGGACAUUUACAAGAAAACGAGAUUGAGUAUAUGGUGCCUGCGGAGGUCAUGCAACGUUAUAGGAGACUCCAGUUUGAGCGAGAGGUUCUCCUGGAUCCUUGUAGGACCUGGUGUCCAUCCUCCUCAUGCCAAGCCGUGUGCCAGCUGAAGAAAGAAGAGGUGGAAAUUGCGCAGCCGGUGCAGUGCCCUCAAUGCAACCUGCGUUUCUGCUCCGCAUGCAGUAGAGACUGCCACACAGGCCAGGGGUGUCAGGAGGGCCUUCCAAUUACCACCUUCCUGCCCAGGGAGAAUAGUUUUAACCUGAAAGAUCACGACGACGAGGCUCCGAUCAAACGCUGUCCUAAGUGUAAAGUGUUUAUCGAAAGAGAUGAAGGCUGCGCACAGAUGAUGUGUAAGAACUGCAAACACGCCUUCUGCUGGUACUGCCUGGAGUCACUCGAUGAUGACUUCCUGCUGAUUCACUAUGAUAAAGGACCCUGCCAGAACAAACUGGGUCACUCCAGAGCCUCCGUCAUCUGGCAUCGGACGCAGGUUGUAGGCAUCUUCGCUGGUUUCGGUUUGCUCUUGCUGGUUGCCUCCCCCUUCCUUCUGCUGGCCACACCCUUUGUACUUUGCUGCAAAUGCAAGUGCAAACGUGGGGACGAUGACCCUCUUCCUACCUAGGGCCCUGGGCCACCUUCAGGAGUUCACCUUUUGGCUCAGUCGACUGAGGUUUAACUACAACCCCGUCUCUGAGCUGCUUUUGUAGCUCCAACUGGGACGUUAGUGGAAGACUCAGGUCUUGACAUUGAAACGGAGAGGUUUACAAAGAGGCAGAGUUGACAGAUUUAAGAAGGUCUAUAGUGUUUGAAAACAAUGAUUUUGAUCGAAGACACAGUUUGUUUUGGAGGAUUCGCACAUUGUUCUCUCUGUGAUAUGUAGCUUUCCUAAAUCUGUUGUCUUGUAUGUGUUGUCAAUCUCACCAUUCACUUUUUCUUCACUUUAUGUGGUGUUCACCAAAAAACAUUCAUUUGCUCACCUUAGGUCAAACCUGUCCAAAGUCUAAAGUACAUUCUUUCCGUAUGAAGAAACGGUGACCAUGGAUAGACUUUUUAUUGUAUAUCUAGGCACUGUUGGAUACUUGUGUAACUAUUGUGUAAAUACAGAAGAGUUUAAAAUGACUUGUAGGGUGAGCGAAUGAUGACCAGAUUUUCUUUUUUAAAGAAAAUAUCCCUUUAAAGCUAACUAAACGUAUUUUUGAUGUUGUUUAUUGUGGAGGAAGAAGCUCUUCUUCAACAGUACUUUCUUUUAUUUUUGUAGCAAAGUCACAUGACCUUAGUAUUUCUCAAUUUUUCUAGUCAACUUCUAAAUGCAUGUUGGAAACAGACAGGCCAAAGCAAGACUAGGACUUUAAAACAGAAGAUCCUCUUCUACAGUUUAUGCUUCCAUAUAUGCUUUGUUUUCAUGGGACAGCAAACCUUGUUCUUCCAUAUAAAUCAGUUUAGCACCACAGACGUAGCAAUCACACCACCUGAUGCCUUGUCAGAGCUCAUAGGGUUGGUGCUACAGAAAGACUCAGUCAGCGCUAUCACCGAAACCAAAAUCAAAUGUUUUAUGCCGCUUGUCACAUUGAAUGAUGUCAUGUACAGAGACGUUCUGUUGAUGUUAAAUAUGUUGCUUUUUGUUUUCCCCCUAAACUUUUGAUUGUGACUACAAAUCUAAACCCAAAUUUGCCAAUUUAGGUCAAAGUAAUCAGGUCAGUGAAGCUUUUUACUUUUCAGUCAGGUCUAGGAGUUGUUUGAUUAUUUAUUAAUUUAUUUUGAGGGGUAAUGCUUCAGAUUGCCAAAAUAUGUGAUGUGUAAACCAAUGUGCUCACUGUUUAGUGCAGUACUAUUUGGUUUAAAGCAAACCAAGUUUUUUUGUUGUUUUUUCUGUUAAUUAUGACCUUUAUUCAAUGUUUUGCACACUUUUAAGUGUAUGAAACAAUUUUUGUAGCUACCUGUAUUAUAUAAUGUACAUGUUUUUCACGUUUAAAUAUAUUAUGCUGCAAUGCA
Misgurnus anguillicaudatus (oriental weatherfish) is the source of this 2549-nucleotide messenger RNA. It is a transcript of the gene rnf144ab, whose product is annotated as ring finger protein 144ab. Gene Ontology annotation, molecular function: zinc ion binding; ubiquitin-protein transferase activity. Lineage: Eukaryota; Metazoa; Chordata; Actinopteri; Cypriniformes; Cobitidae. Gene Ontology annotation, biological process: protein ubiquitination. The record is from RefSeq and is a predicted model, not a curated record.